CCUUCACUCCUGCACGAGAGACAAGUCGGAGAGCACAUCUGAUUAUCCGCAAGCAGAUCUGAUUUUAGCCAUUUGAAAUGGUGGCGCAAUCUGAGUGUUCAGUGAAGUCAAAUCUCUUCAAUGGGAAAAAGGUGUCCAAACCCUUAAUGGAAAAGAAGAGACGAGCCCGCAUAAACAGAUGUCUGGAUCAACUGAAAACCCUGCUGGAAAACUACUAUACCAAUAAUAUCCGCAAGCGAAAGCUUGAAAAAGCAGACAUUCUUGAACUGACAGUGAAACAUCUGAGGAAUCUUCAGAAAAUACAGCAUGGUCCCCCUGUCAACGCCAAAUGUUCUGAGUACCAAGCGGGGUACAGAAGUUGCUUGACCGGAGUGAAUCAGUACUUGCUGAUGGCGGACAACUCGAGCGCAAGCACCUGUUUAAACCUUCUGUCGCAUACAACGGGCAACAUUGUCGCAGCCGGGGAGGCGACUAAAGUUUCCAGUACCUCGGACAGCGACACCGCAGCGGCAUCGCCGGGAAACGUUGCGCUGCCUCCUCGCCAAACCACCGAGUUGAGUCAGGCGUUUUCCACACUUUGCGACCCGCAACGUGCCCAGACGUCCCCAAGAUCAUGCGUAAAUAUGCGCAGUGUGCCAAUAUCAGCGGAGAGGGUGAAAGGGGAUGGUGAGAAAAUCAAGGGACGGCGCUACUCUGGCAACACCUCGCAUAACUUCGACAACGGAGGCAACGGACUUUUCAAAGAUGUAUAUCCCAGAAAUAAGUGCCAUACUGAAGGCCAAAAUUAUAAUGUAUUGGUUAGAGUUAUAUCGCCGAGCUACUGGCGUCCUUGGUAAAAUCGAGUUUUGCCUCAUCGAUGA
Conger conger (European conger) is the source of this 860-nucleotide messenger RNA. It is a transcript of the gene hes3, whose product is annotated as hairy-related 3. NCBI's taxonomy places the organism in Eukaryota, Metazoa, Chordata, Actinopteri, Anguilliformes, Congridae. Gene Ontology annotation, cellular component: nucleus. The transcript is spliced from 4 exons. Gene Ontology annotation, molecular function: RNA polymerase II cis-regulatory region sequence-specific DNA binding; DNA-binding transcription factor activity, RNA polymerase II-specific; protein dimerization activity. The record is from RefSeq and is a predicted model, not a curated record. Bases 78 to 836 code for a protein of 252 amino acids. Gene Ontology annotation, biological process: anterior/posterior pattern specification; regulation of neurogenesis; regulation of transcription by RNA polymerase II.